ACCCUAUAUUUAAUGUAGAAGGGGUUUGGGCGGCGAGGUUGAAAGAAACAUCCUACAUUAAUAUUUGUAAAACCAGAUAAUUGCUUCCCACUUACACUUUAAAUACUAAAUAUCAGAAUUAUAUAAAUUAAGACAAGAAUAAUUAUUUUCAGUAAGUAUUCAACACACACACUACACCUGAAAACACCUACUUCAGUGGAACAAGGCAAUGUAAGAAAAGUAAGACAAAGUGCCAGACAGAUAAAUUUAUAAUAAUAAAUGGGAUGGGAUGCAUUGAAUUCACACAGGCCUUGUAAUAAUAAAUGUUUGGCAAUGGCUUCUUUCUCGAUCGAAGAUUUUGUGGGAAACGGUUGUCUUAAGGAAUUACUACCGAAGCUGUUAGACCGAGGGUGGGAUGACGUACCUACUUUGAAGGCAAUGAACUCCGGUGACAUGGAUGACAUCGGCAUGACUCGUCCCCAAAAGGAUGCACUAGAAAUUAGGUCAUACCUGCACGAUCGAGCGCUGAUGCAGUACAGUGACCAGUUAGAAGCCUCGGGCAAAAGUUUGGCGGAGCUUCUCAGCUUAAGCAACACAGAUCUCUCUUCUCUUUACGCAAUGAAAAGAGGCCACAUCGCUCGUUUUACGGACAGAAAGCAAAACAACCCCCCUUCGAGAAACAACAGCAUACACAGCAAGAGCGAUAAUAAUUCCAAAAAACUAGAAAACAUGACAAGAAACUCCCGGAGAAGUAGCUCCAGUUCCGAUAUUACCAUAGAACAAUCUCUGGCGAGUUUCAAGAUUGAAGAUGGGCAUGUCUUUAAGGGCAUUGUGGCUUCCAUGCCCGCAGAGUCUCGAGCUUGUGGCUGCGUACAACCACCGCCAGUGGCUGAAAAUGUAGCUCCUUAUUCCGCUAUCGAGAAUAUCUCUGUCCAGAAAUUAGCUCCCGAAUAUAAGAUUGGAAUCGAGCGGUUGGUCAAGAAUAAGGCGCCUCCCGUGAAAGCUUCGGAAUUGUGGCGGGAGAAACCAGCUGUAUUUGUCUGCAUUCGUCGGCCCGGGUGCAUUAUGUGCAGAGCUGAAUCUCAUCAGCUCUACUCCAAGAAACCGAUAUUUGAUGCUCUUGGAGUUCAACUAUUUGCCGUUCUUCAUGAGCAUAUAGAAUCCGAGGUAAACGACUUUUGGCCUCGAUAUUGGGGUGGUGCCUUGCUCUACGACAAAGGGCAGGGAUUUUUCAAGGCACUCGGUGGAGGGAAGCUGCUCAAAGAAAAGUUCAUAUCCGGUUUUCUGUUCAAUCCUAGAGCAAUCGCAAACUUUAAACGAGCAAAGGCUGUUGGACUAGAAAUGAAUUUUAAGGGUGAAGGUGAGAUUAAAGGUGGACUCUUUGUAGUCGGCAGGGGCAAAAGUGGGAUUGCUUACCAGUUCGUCGAGAGAAACUUCGGUGACUGGGCCCCACUUGGUGAAGUCAUAGAAAUCUGCACUCGAAUUCAGAACCUGCAGCACAUUCCAUUGGAGUCCAUAAAAUCACUAAAAGAAGAUGAAAAAGAAUGAAGAUAAUGGAGUAUUAAUUAGUCGACUUCAGCUUCGGCACCUGUCCUUAAUAAAAUCUAUCAAUUUGAUGAACUCUUUAAGGUUUAAAUACCGAUGUGUGUGUAAUUUUCUUUCCGUGUGAUUUUUCUUCAACAGAUGCAAAUUUUGUUUUGUUGAAUCAAAAGAUUGAAUUUUUUUCCUUAUUCAUUAA
Messenger RNA from Erythranthe guttata (spotted monkey flower), 1717 nucleotides. NCBI's taxonomy places the organism in Eukaryota, Viridiplantae, Streptophyta, Magnoliopsida, Lamiales, Phrymaceae. The record is from RefSeq and is a predicted model, not a curated record.